This is a messenger RNA of Podarcis muralis (Common wall lizard), 4611 nucleotides long. The record is from RefSeq and is a predicted model, not a curated record. Lineage: Eukaryota; Metazoa; Chordata; Lepidosauria; Squamata; Lacertidae.
CCACCAGUUAAUCUUUGCAGUGACCUCUCAGAGCAGUUCUUACCAUCCACUCCUGCUUAUGAUGAAUUUAUGGCAAGAGAAAGGUUAAAUUUCAUCCAGGGUCUCUCAAAAUGUUUUGGACACCAGCUCCACAGAAAUUCGCCGCUCCUCUCUCUCUUAUGAAGGAGACCUUGUUUCCAAAGUAUGAGAGCAAUCUGAUUAAUGGUGUUAUUUAUGAAGACUUUUCAUGUGAUCUUCGAGAUCAAGAAGUAUUAGAGUUUGAGGAGGACUUUGACCAUUUGCUUUCUACUCUUAAAAUCUGUAGAAGAAGCGCUUCCUCUCCAGGGCUUUUAGUUUCUGAAAGGGAAACAUUACAGGAGAACAUCACAGAAUGUGAAGUUCUGGUUAAAAGACCUCAUAGUGCACCAGAAUUAUCAUUCAGAGACAAAUCUGCUUUGAAGAUUUCUGCAAAUUUCAGAACCACUAUGGAAGAGAUAACUGUUAUGAAAAAACAACGUCUUUCAGUAGAUGCGGAAGCUACAAAGCCUGGCAUUUUAUCAACAAAGCCACAAAGCUCUCUUAGCCUUGAGAAAAGAGAAUCUGCCGCACACAAAAGUGUUCUUGUUGGUUCAGAUAAAGAUUCUGAUAUAGCUUUGGCAAGUACAUUCAAGCAAACAAAAGGUCUUUUCUCCUCUAGAGGACGAUCUGCAUCUAUUGCACCCACUCCAGCUCUUGAACCUAUAGAUGAAACUAAUCUGGCUGAAGAAUCUAGAAAAGCUGGGAUGAAGUACAUCGUUUUCCCAAGGAAAGCAUCAUACAAAAGGAGAUCAUUGAAAACAGCAGGGAAAUACAUUUCUGUUCAUAUAUUAGAAAGUGUUUGUGAGAAAUUAAGAGAACCUCCACAGAUUCUUAAAAGGUCUGCAUCUCUUGGAAAGCUUCCAAUUCACAAUAAAUUCUGUAUCAAAGUAUCUCGAGCAGUUCGAAGUUAUCGAAGUCCCAGCCUCCCUUGCUGGCUAGAUUUUGAAAAAUUUGCAGCAAGCCAAGGGAGAACCCCAGAAGACACAGAUGAUUAUCUUUGGGCCAGAAAAAUCUGGAAUAAAUGGUUUGAUGAGCAAUACCCUCCCAGUAGGCAAUCUUUUACUGAUAAAUCAAUGGCAGGCAAAAAGGACAUAGAGGAGGAAACCAAGGACACAGAAUUAGUGAACACAGUAAAUCCUCUUCUCUUUGAGGGAAAGCCAGAUGAACUUGAGCAGUGUCAAUCUGAAAUUGAUAAAAUAACCCAAGAAAUAGAUGAAGGAAAAUUUUCUGGGUUUAACUAUUGUAGACGUGGAGCAAUAUACAGGAAAAUAGGCAAAAUGAAGGCAGCCAUGGAUGACUUGGAAAAAGCAAUAAGUUUAGAACCAAUGCUGGUUAAUGCCUAUUGGCAUAGACAUUUAAUUUUCAUUUACCAGAACAAAAUGCUUCCAGCACUAGAAGACCUGAAUUUUAUAAUUAAGUGCAACAAAAACAAUGCAGAUGCAUAUCUGUCAAGAGCUGAAAUAUACAAAAAUCAGGGAGAUAAUUCAUUAGCAAUUAUCAACUACAGUCUUGCCCUGAAAUGCAGACCUACAGAUGAUGAAAUAUAUUACAAAAGAGCUGAGGCCCAUGAAGAGGAUGGUGAUAUAAUACUGGCGAUAGAAGAUUAUGCUAAAUGCCUUUUCUAUAAUCCCAAAAGAACUGAUGCACUUAUGAAGCAUGGAAUACAUUACUUUAAUAAAUCUAUAUGGAAUAUAGCUAUUAAUGAUUUUACAAAUGUGAUUAAACAGGAUCCAAGCAUUGCAGAGGCAAGAACCUAUCGAGGGAGAAUAUAUAUUAAACUAGAGCAGUAUAAAAAUGCAGCUGAAGAUUUCGCUGUUGCAAUUCACUUGAAUCCUAAUGAUUGGAUUGCAUACUACCACAGAGGUUGUCUUUUGCGAACGCUGGAUCCAAAACAAGCCCUGCAGGACUUGAGUGUUUCUGUUCUUCUCAAUCACAAGUUUGAGAAUCUUGCUGCUUUUCUUCACCGUGGGAUCUUGUAUUCAGAACUGAAACAGUGGUUACUGGCAAUCUGUGAUUUUGAAAGUGCACUCUCCUUGGACAGGAGCCUUUCCGUAGCUUACAUAAAUAUUGGACUGAUUUUGAUGUUAUAUAUGGACCGCUAUUUUGAAUCUAUUCGACAGUUCACUCAAGCCAUUCAGCUGGAUCCAUUAGAUAUUAGACCAUACAUGUGCAGAGCCCAGGCACAUCAAAGGGUUCAUGAUCUAAAGAGUGCAAUUAAAGAUAUAAACAGAGCCAUUCAUCUCCAGCCCAACUCACCCCACUUAUGCUUAACAAGAGGACAGUAUUUACUAGAGAUGCAGAAUUAUGAUCUUGCAAGUUUCUGCAUACACCAAGUUGCAGAAAUGGGUCAAGGACCCCUUGAAUGUUCGCUUGUUCAAGAAGCACUUGUUCAAUCAUUUUGUCAGAAUCACAACAAGGCCAUUGUGUGUGCGCUUGCAGCCUCCGAAAACCAACCUGAUUGUGCCAUGUUUGUUCUACUUGGAAAAAUCCAAAUGAAAGCCAAAAAAUAUAAGGAUGCUGUAGCCAGUUUUAAACAAGCAUUGAAGCGGCUGAUGGAUACUGCCGCUUCAAGAUCUACACCUAAUACAUUUGAAGCUGCAGAAAUAUAUUUUUUUAUGGGCCAGUGCUAUAUGGAGCAAGUCUCCUUAUUAGAGGCCUGUGACGCUUUUACUUCUGCUGUCAAGCUAUAUCCACGUUAUGCAGAUGCAUACUAUCAGCGAGGGCUUUGCAGAAUGCAGCUCCAUCAACCUAAGUGCAUAUUAGAUUUUAACAAAACACUUGCUGUUCAACCAGACCAUUUUCAGGCAUAUUUAAGCCGUGCUGCUUACUAUGGAUGCAAAGGAAGAUUCUCCAAGGGAAUAAUGAAUUGCAACGAAGCCCUCAGAAUUCAGCCUACAAGCGUGAGAGCCUAUCUUUCUAGAGGAGCACUGAAGUUUUAUAACAGGACUUACAAACAUGCCGUUGAAGAUUUAAGUAAAGCUAUAGACCUAGACAAUGGUUGCAUUUUGGCAUAUUACAAUAGAGCACUUUCUUACCACUGCUUGAAGGACAGCAAAAAUGCUUUGAAAGAUUAUGGGAUUGUUCUUCUUCUUGAGCCCAGCAAGGACAUUGUUCUGAAAGUGUUGAUCAACCGUGCCUUACUCUAUGUAGAUUUGAACCAACAUGCUAAUGCACUAGAGGACUUUGCAGAAGUAGCACUGAGUAAGCCAAAAGACGGUAAACUAUUUCAAAAUAUGGGACACUGCUGUCAUAGACUUCAGAAAUACGAAGAAGCUGUGCAGUCAUUUUCAAAGGUUAUUAAAUUAGAUCCCUUUUCUCUGGAUGGCUAUAUUGGACGAGGAAAUGCAUAUCUGGAAUAUGGUCAUGAGAAAGGUACCAGACAAGCCCAGAAAGAUUUCGCAAGAGCAAUACAUCUGAAUCCCUUGUGCAUAAAGGCCAGACUUUGUGCAGGAUAUAGUUUGCAGGCUCUUGGAAAGUUUCAGAAAGCUUGGGCCCAGUUUUCAGCAGUUCUUUAUAUUGAUCCCAAGUGUCACAUUGCUUAUGAUGGGCGGGCUGUAGUCUCUCUUCAGAUGGGCGAUACCUUUGCUGCCUUUCAAGAUACAAAUGCUGCACUCAAGGUAACUACAAGUGCAGAGCUGCUUACUAAUCGAGGUGUCAUUAACCAGUUUAUGGGAUAUUUAAACUGUGCCAUGAAAGAUUAUCAGCAAGCUAUCUCCAUUGACCCCAGCUAUGCUUUGGCAUAUUUCAAUGCAGCAAAUAUCUACUUUAACAACAGGCAGUUUUCACAGGCAAAUAACUAUUAUUCCAAGGCACUGAUGCUUGAUCCAACAAAUGAAUCUGCAUUCCUAAAUCGAGCUAUUACAAAUACACUGUUAAAGAAAUUUGAAGAAGCAAAAGCAGAUUUUGAGCAGGCAAUUUGCCUUUCUCCUUUCUCAGCAGCAAUAUAUUUUAACAAGGCAAAUCUCUACAGUACAUUGCAGGAAUAUGAGCAAGCUGAGGAAGCCAUUUCAAAAGCACUGUCAAUUCAGCCGUAUGAUUCCCUGAUGUUUAAACUCAGAGCUGAUAUUCGUGGCAAGAUGGGUUUAAUGAAAGAAGCUAUUGCUGAUUACAAGAAAGCUAUCAGUAUCCAGGAACUUAUCAGUGGGUGAAAAUAUAUUUUUGUGUAGAGUAACACGAUCGCCUGUAUUAGUUACUUUUCCAGUUUAUGUUGAAUACCAUUUAUCUUUUGUUACUGUAUAUACUGUUCAUACUAAUGUAUUGGUUGCAAAUUAUCUUAAAUUUUAACUGUGAAUGUCUGUACAUAUUUUAUUUACAUAACUGAAUAGGAAAGAUUAAAUGAAAAGAACAAUGAAAACAAUCACUUGACUAUAGUAAAGAAAAAAGCAGUUGACUUAUUAGAGAAAUGUAAAUGAUAACAUCUUUGUUUCUCCAUUUUUAAGGGCUAGAUUUGCUGAAACUUCUUUAGCUGAUUUUUCCUCUCAUUUAAUCAAUAUGUGAAUACUUAAUGUAUAAUAUGGAUAAAGCCGAAUACAAAUAAACAGCUAUAAUAAAAUG